CCGGAAAUCGAAUUGUUAUUGCCGCUCGCGCAGAACACGAGGAAAAUUACAGAAGCAAGCGACGUAACAGGUUAAAGAAAGUCCUUUUGUUGUUUUAACACGUUUAGCACGUGUGUUUGCGCAUUUCACGCAGUCGGGAAAAGGUUGUGCUUUUAAAGUAGCCAGUCGUCGGUAAUCGGCUAUAAGCACCGGCCACUGAAGAUUAUCAACGACGGAGCUCUGGACUAAAUUAGUUAGUGAUUAACUUAUAAUCCGCCAUUUUUGUCAUCGGACGUUGGCAGUUGGUUGGGAAUGGAUUUAGUUCCGUUUGGUCACAGUAGUCCUGGAGAGUCAACGAACAUUUCUGACAGCGAAUCGGAGGACGAGACAAAGCUUCCCCUGAACCAGUUCUACCCCUACAUUCGCUGUGCCCUCUGCUGCGGCUUCCUCAUCGAUGCCACCACCGUCACAGAGUGUCUGCAUUCAUUUUGUAAGAGCUGCAUCGUGAAGCACUUCUUCAGCAGCAACCGAUGUCCAACGUGCAGCACCGUGGUCCAUCAAACACAGCCUCUGUACAACAUCAGACCUGAUAGAAAACUGCAGGAUAUUGUUUACAAAAUGGUUCCCUUUCUGGAAGAAUUGGAAAGAGAAGAAAUGUACAACUUCUACACAGAUAGAGGAUUGGAGGUACCAAAGUCAGUUUUUGUCACUUCUCCACCUGCUGCCAAGAAGCAGAGGAAAGACACCGCGCCUCAGUCGGCGUCUUCCAUUCCUGCAGAGCUGGACGUGUCUCUGCUGCUGGAGUUUGUCGGGGCCGAGGAUGGAAUCAGUGAUUAUAAGCCAUUAGACCGUCCGUAUGUGCGUGUUUCUGGUGAAGCCACCGUCAGACAUGUGGAGUUAUUCAUCAGGAAGAAGAUGCAGCUCGGUCCCACCUGUCAGGUUGAUGUUGUCUGUGGGGACCACCUCCUGGAUCGGUAUCAGUCCCUCAAAGAAGUGCAAAACUUUGUGGGUCAGGAGGCGUUACAGGACGGCCUGUUGGUGCUGCACUUCGGUUUGGUCCUCCCGGCUGAGGAUUAACUCUUCAGGGACAUAAACUUGUCCUUCUGACCUGAGUCCAGACUCAGUUCUCUGCACAGAACACUGUAAAAAGGAACCGUUCUAUUUGACGGCUGAGGCAGAACCGUCUUCCUGUAGCACCGUCUUCCUAAACACCAAGAAUAUUUAAUUUAUUUACUACAGUUCUCACAUGUCACAGGUACGUGUCGUGUCUUUACACUGAACAGCUGAGAAGUCUAACUGCUGUGCUCUUACACUGGUUAGCUGGCAUUAGCUUAGCAUUAGCGUUCUUAACCCAGUGGGUUUGGAGCUGGGCUGAAAGUGGGAUUUGAACUGUGUUUUCCUCCUUAAUCUUAGCAUAGAUUAGCAUUAAUUAGCCAGUAAGCUACUUUUUAACUUUUUAAUUUAUGAAUUUUAAAGGUUCAACUCCAACUUUCUGCCUCAGAUAAGUGAAUAGUGUAACUGUAAUAAAUGAAAUGUGAUAUUGGAAAAAAAAAACCCUUUAACGUUUGCAGGGAGCCGACUUGAUCUUCCAUUAUAUGCUAGCUCUUCUGCUAACUCCUUAAAUACUUCAGACUAAGUGAAGGGCUGUGUCAAGUGCACUAUUGUGUAAAAUGACUUGUUGUACAAAUUAAAUUAAGCAGAUCCCUCUAACGACAAUUUGUUUUUUGGAAAAAGAAUCCCAUGAGAAAAACAGAAUAGUAAAAACAAAACUCAAAACAAAGACAACAUUUCAGAGAAAACUGAAACUUAACUUCACUUAAUUAAAAACCAUAGACGUCAGAGGGUUUCACACCCACCUGGUUCGUCUUUAUGAUCUUGAACUGGACUCACGGUCCAGAUCGUCUCCUGGACUCAAUUGUCUUUUUAUACUGGCGGCUGCUUUGAGUCGAUCUGUUCUGUCGGACACUCGAUCGAUUCACUCAGGUUUUUCUCGUAUUUAAUCUUGAAGGGUUGACUUUCUGACGAACUUUUUUUUUUUUUUUUUAAAUGUCUGUAGAGACAGACGGACCAAAGGUUUUGUUUGUUUAAUUAAACUUUUAUUUUAUGAACUAUCAGAUUUUAUAUGAACUGUUUUCUAAUGUGAACUGACGAGUGAUUGAAACUCGAUACCGUAUUUUCCAGACUAUAAGUCGCAUUUUUUUUCAUCCUCUGGCUGGGUUUGUGACUUAUACUCAGGUUUGACUUAUACUGUAUAUUAAAAUAUAUUAUUUAACGUUUGUUAUUUUCACACUGACGGCCGCUAGAGGGCGCUCUAGCUGGCAGGUGCGAUUAAUAAUCCAGAGAGACUUGUAGUCUGGAAAAUCACGGUCAUAAAAUCAGAGAACUGCGUGUGCGUGUACUGGUGAUAUACUUGUGGAGCUUUGUACUCUGUAUUUAAUUUCUAAAUAAAUAACUUUUCAGCA
Messenger RNA from Cynoglossus semilaevis (tongue sole), 2441 nucleotides. RefSeq names its product polycomb group ring finger 6 (gene pcgf6). The record is from RefSeq and is a predicted model, not a curated record. NCBI's taxonomy places the organism in Eukaryota, Metazoa, Chordata, Actinopteri, Pleuronectiformes, Cynoglossidae. The coding region runs from base 292 to 1056 and encodes 254 amino acids. The transcript is spliced from 10 exons.